Molecule: messenger RNA, 307 nt
Organism: Amoebophrya sp. A25
Lineage: Eukaryota; Dinophyceae; Syndiniales; Amoebophryaceae
Source: the annotation of a GenBank genome assembly
CAUGCUGAAAGCAGAUCACGGGACAGCGUGGGAACAAGGAGCGCAACAUUCGGCUUCGACGCUUAUGAGGUGUGAUGUGUAAGUGUAGUUAGUCGUAGACCGGCCUAAAUAGAACUAGAAACAUAGGCGUAUUCUUACAUAAUUCGCUCAAUGAGCCCGCGUUGUUUCGAAGUCACAAAAUUUGAAUUUUGUUUCUUCAUUUCUCCCUCGCUUCCACCAGCAACCGCUUUGCAAUCGGUCGGCUACUUGACCUUGGUACCGUCCGCACGAGCGAGUGUGGCAUCCACAGGGAGUCGAAGUGCUAACA